Molecule: messenger RNA, 2145 nt
Organism: Lachancea meyersii CBS 8951
Lineage: Eukaryota; Fungi; Ascomycota; Saccharomycetes; Saccharomycetales; Saccharomycetaceae
Source: the annotation of a GenBank genome assembly
AUGGAGCUGGCGUGCGAUUCUUGUAGGAAGAAAAAGCUGAAAUGUUCACGAGAAUUCCCAAAAUGCUCGAAAUGCGCCCACAAUAAGUGGGAAUGCCACUACUCACCACGUCAGGUGAGGUCGCCUUUGACGCGUGCGCAUUUGACAGAUGUUGAAAAUAGACUUUCCCAAAUGGAAACGCUGUUCGAGGAAUUAUUCCCCGAUUCCAAUCUUAAGGAUGUCCUUGAUAACCCGAAGCGUUCCAAGCUGCGGCAAUUAGCUGAGAGCUCGAAGGCACAACUAUCUGUGUUUAAAGUGCAGAAAAUCUCCACUUUGAAAUCUCCGCUCUCGCAACAGCCUCCUCCCAACCAGCUACCCAAAGAUCCGCUCAAUGGGUACGAAUGGAGUGAGGAAAACGAUUCGGACGUUUUUAAAGACGAUGGAAUGGGCACAAUGAACGUAAGCAUAAACCACAAAGGAUUCUUUGGAGCAGGCUCCAACUCUGCGAUUCUACGAGCUCUAUAUGCCACUGACUCAUUGAUCGAAGUGCGACGAGAACCGCUGAGGACUCACGAUCUCAAUUCACUCGGCUCCGAAAUUGCGACGGCAACUUACGUGGACGCGUAUUUUACCUAUUUUCACCCCACUUUCCCCAUUGUCGAUGAACCCUCGUUUCGCAGAUGGUUCUCUAUCCAGGCUGCUACAUCUGCGACAGAUGCGUGGCAGAUUCUGUUGAAUGCGAUCUUAGCUAUAGGCUCCUGGUGCGUCGACGGAGAAAAUUCCUACGCCGACGUACACUUCUACAAAAAAGCGAAGUCCUACCUAAGCAGUACCAUGUUCGAAACUGGCUCACACUCACUUUUAGCUUCACUUGCCCUGCUAUCUAAAUGUGCCCGCAAACGGAAUAAGCCUAACGCUUGUUGGAAUUACAUGGGAUUUGCUGCUAGCAUGGCAGUCUCUCUAGGCCUGCAUCGGGAGGCAAACGAAGUUGUUCAAGUCGACCGCGCAACAUUAGAAAUUCGAAGACGAAUGUUUUGGACGCUGUACACGUAUGACUUUGAUAUUGCACUAGCUUUUGGAAGACCGCGUCAGUUUCCGGGCCUGAAGGACAUCGACAUUUCAUUACCAGCUGGUGUAGAUGUGGAUCAGCAGAUGACUGAUAAAUCAGCCGUCGUGUUUUCCUGUCUCGUUGAAAACGCAAAACUCGUUAAGCUUUCACUAGAAUUCUCAGACGAGACGGCUAUUUCUAACGGGGAAAAGAAGCCCUUUUUAAUUUCAAGCGUUCUCAAACUUGAAGAAAAAGUCAAGUCAAACGUUGACUCCCUGCCAAAUCUUUUCGGAGCCCAAUUUCAGCAAUGGCAAGCUAAAGUUGAUCCCCAAGGCACUUGGUUUCCUUUGUGCAAGUUUCGAAUUCUAUGGAUGUACCAAAAUCUUACCACGACGCUAUUUCGGCCAUUCUUUUUGAAUAUGCUAAGCGGACAAACAGCGGGUAUAGACCACAAGGACUCCGUUCAGUGUUUAUCUGUUUGUCUCAACGCUGCGAGCCAAACUAUUAGAUCGAUUUCUGACUUCAUUGAGCAAUACGAGCUUACAACUAUCUCAGCUUGGUAUAUCACAUAUUACUUGAUGAAUGCUGCAAUAAUACCCGCGGUAGGAUUGCUAAUAGAGCCGAUUGCACCUCAUGGCGGGAAUUGGAGACAGGAGAUCAUUCAGGCCAGAAACUGUUUCGAAAAGUUGAGCAGCAGAAACGCCACCGCUGAAAAAUUCAUCAAAGUGAUAAACAACAUGUGUGGUUAUUUGCUAAGUGACUUGGAUCAUCGGUUCCCGCGCUCACCGACUAUUGCCAACAUCCUACAGAGUGAAAACCCGCAAUUUUCUACGGCUACUCCCGCCUCGGCUAAUCUCAUGGAAUUCAUGAAUGUUCUGUCUCCAGCGGCCGCGGCCAAAUCACGACUCUCGUCAGAUACUGACAUGUUCCAAAUGGAGACACCUCCGUCUAAUACCUCGCCUUUCCCUGCAAAUAGACAAGAUAACACUAUGUUUCCCGAUUGGAAUGAUCAGAGCGUUCAAACACUAUUCAACAUCAACACAAAUGGAACAAAUGCGUUCAAUACAACAACAAUGGAUGAUAUUCUCAGGCAUAUUUUCAAUGAUGGCGAUUCGUAA